AUGUCGCUGGUUCAUAGGAGUCCAACAAGGGAUGCAGAGCCUGACUUAGAUAUGUAUUUGACCAGGGUGGAGCAAUUAGACUCCCUCAAAGGUUAUUCCAGCAGUCAUACCGAUUUACGAUAUGAUGGACUUUAUGAUGACAGUAGAACUAAAAAUCACAGCCCAGAUGAUAUACGAAAGGCACAGCUGCUUUUAGAUGGAGUUUAUGAACGGAACAUUAGUGAUCUAGGAGAAAAUAGGGGGAGAUUGAACGAUCUUGCAUAUAAAUCUGCAUAUAACUACGAAAGGGCAUUUUCUCCGGUACGGAAAAAAGGCAUUACGAACUAUGGUUAUUCUAUUUUACCGCAAUCCAAUGUAUCUGCAAAUGUAUUUGCCAUGAAACAGAAGCCCGUGCGGUUUGACAGCAUUAGUGGGGAAGAAGCGCGAAGAGAAUACGUUGUAUCAGCAGAAGACUACCAACUACUCCAAGCAGUUAAGCGAAGUUUGGCUAGUGAGGUUAGUACUGGUUCGUUGGUCAAUGGUGGCUUACGCUCUUCUAAUACAAGUACUGAAACCAAAGUUGGCGAUCUCUUGGCCGAUCCCGUGAGAUUCGACAAGGACGUUGAUCCUCAGCCGGAGGCUACUACCGUCAGAACCACAUCUCCGAUGCCGUCAGUGCAAGUGCUACUGGAAAGUCCCAAAUCACCUCCCAAAUCACAGCCCAAGGAACCAGUUAAAGAACCAGUCACAGAAUCAACUAAAGCGCCAAUUAAAACGCCAAUUAAAGCCCCAGCUACUGCGCCAGCCAGGCAGAAUACCCAAGAAAGAUCCACCAAACAUCUCUAUACCCUUCCCAAGAGUCAACCUCAACCCUCCAGUUCUCUUGUAGGUGGUAAAACGCCGCCAAAGGUGCCCCGUAAGAAGAUUCAACUAACAUAUCUUGAAUCACUGGAAAGAAGCAGACUCGGUAGUAGCAGCACUCACCAUGAUGUUCCACGAACUCCCAUACGAAAGACAACCGGAUAUGAUCCAAUUACCUCUGUUUUGAAAAAGAAUGCCUCCUCUGUUGAACGCAGCGUUUCAAAGACCAUCAACGGUACAGGAAAGAAAGUAGGUAAAGCUGAUUUUAUGUCAUCCGUCCUAAAACGGGAACCGUCGGUGGUUCAGAACUACGGCAGAAAUCUGAGACAACUUCCAGUCAACCACGAAAGCUCAAUUGAAUUGAUGGCUUCUGCUCUGAAAACCACUGGCACCCCAUCCCGUCAGGCCACCAUUGCGCCGCCGCCUAUCCCUCCAAAACCAAGGAACCUCUCGUUGGCUGCCAAGGAGGAGCCCGAUUUGGAAGACAUCCUAAAACAAGUUCAUCUGAACAAAGUUCAAGAGCCGCCCAAGGUGAAACCCCUAAUAUCGCCAAAAAAAGGCGAGUUGUUUGUCCCCAAGCUCAGAUCUGUGAAGACGAACAAGGCUGCUCCAUCCAAUAAAGAAAUUGACCUCCCAGAGCUAAAACCUGUGGUGCGUCAGCAAAAAAGAGACGCGUCCACACCUGAGGCUUUGGCUGCAAUAUCAACUCUCAAGCCUGCUCCACAAAUUAUUGCCGCUCCUUCUCCUACCCCAGAGGCACUCUUAAAACUUUCAUCUCUAAACAAGACACCUGCUGCACCAGAACCGGAGCGGGUCAUCCCUGAAGCACUAGUACGAGCUACUCAGCUACAAAAAGCCACCCCAUUAGCAAAAAGGAUUGACUCGAUACCAGAAGCUCUCAAGAAAGUUCAAGAACUUGGAAUUAGCCAGAGUACCCCACGCACUUUAGCUUCUUCACGUCAAGAGAGCUUAGGUCAUCCUACAAAGAUAAGACCCCGUGGACCCCCCAGGCGGCUACCAAGUAAUGUAGCGACCUGA
Molecule: messenger RNA, 1878 nt
Organism: Eremothecium sinecaudum
Lineage: Eukaryota; Fungi; Ascomycota; Saccharomycetes; Saccharomycetales; Saccharomycetaceae
Gene: BSP1
Product: Bsp1p
Exons: 1
Coding region: 1-1878 (625 amino acids)
Source: RefSeq, a predicted model, not a curated record